UUUUUCUUAAUCUGAACUCCGUCGGCUCAAUUACUAAGAAUCAUAUACUUAGAUCCUGAUUACAUUAUGGAUACAUCAACUCUAAUUUUCAUCGGGACCUUGUUGGUCGCAUUUGUGGUGAUGAGAUGGCUCAUUUCUCCAGUUCCACAAGCCAUUGAAUCGGAUCUUCCUGGUGUUGCCACCACUGGAUCUAGAUCUACGCGAACCCCAACUUCUAGAUCUCCUAGACCAAUAUCCGACUCAAUGAUAGAAGUAGUUCAAAGUAUUGGCCCACAGCUCAGCGUAGGACAGAUCAGAAUGGAUUUGGAACGUUCUGGAUCCGUGGAAGCUACCAUAGAAAGAUUCAUGGAAACUGGAGGAUUGCCAUUUCCUCCAGGUGAAAGUGCUCAACAACAACAACAACAACAAGCAAGAACAAAUUCGUCAAAUUCUAAUGGUGGUUCCAAGAUUGAAUCUGAAAACUUGAUUGAAAAAUUUGGCUUAUCUGAUAAAGUAAAACAAAAUGCUGACAAUAACGAGGAAGAAGAAGAAGAAGUAUCAAACAAAUGGGGGUCAAAUAAACAGGAGAGAUCUUCCAAUUUGGCUAAGAGAAGAGAAGAAAUGAUCUUAAAGGCUAGAAAGAGAUUGGAAUCUCAAUUGAAGAAUGAAGUGAAUUUAUAGCGACGAAUAAAUAGAUACAUAUAUAAAUAUAUACACAUGAUAA
Messenger RNA from [Candida] anglica, 703 nucleotides. NCBI's taxonomy places the organism in Eukaryota, Fungi, Ascomycota, Pichiomycetes, Serinales, Debaryomycetaceae. The record is from the annotation of a GenBank genome assembly.